This is a messenger RNA of Candida albicans SC5314, 1491 nucleotides long. Its product is annotated as origin recognition complex subunit 5. The transcript has a single exon. Bases 1 to 1491 code for a protein of 496 amino acids. Gene Ontology annotation, molecular function: DNA replication origin binding. The record is from RefSeq and is a predicted model, not a curated record. Gene Ontology annotation, cellular component: nuclear origin of replication recognition complex; nucleus. Gene Ontology annotation, biological process: DNA replication initiation; DNA replication. Lineage: Eukaryota; Fungi; Ascomycota; Pichiomycetes; Serinales; Debaryomycetaceae.
AUGAGUUUAACACUUGAUGAAUUAACUCAAUUGAAAAAACAAGUAAAAGAAAGAGAUGAAGAAAUUGAUUUAUUAAAUGCAUUUAUAAACAAGAAUCCAAGAUUACUGUCCCCCUGUGUUAUAGUUCACGGUUAUAAAUCUAUUGGUAAAACAUUUACCGUCACAAAAUUCUUAAAGGCAUUAGGAACAAAUUUCUCUACUAUUAAUUGUGAUGAAUGUGUUUCUAAAAAAAUCUUAUUACGUCGAUGUUUUGAUAAAAUUAGAAUUGAUAGUGGUUGUCCAAAAGGAUCAUUAAAUACUAGAAAUGAUUUAGCAAAAUAUGGGAAUAAUGGUGAUAGUUUUUCAACAUUUGUAUCAGCAUUAGAAUUGUUUGUUGAAGAAUUUGAUUAUAAAUUGGAACAUCAUGUUUUACUACUAGAUAGAUUUGAUCAAUGUUUUGAAUAUGUCAAUGAUUUAUUAGCCGGGUUUACUCGAUUAAGAGAAUCAUCUACUUUAUUACAAAAUUUUACCGUAGUUGUUAUUAUAUCUGGUGAAGACCCAAAAGAAAUUGUCACAUUAUCAAACCCACAUGUUUAUUUUAAAGUUUACAAUGAGAGCCAAAUUAUCAGUAUCUUGCAAGAGAGCAGAUUGUGCAAAUUUAAUAUCAAUGAUGUUUCUGAUGAUUCAACGGAAAGUAUAGAAUUUUAUAAUCAAUACGUUAAGGCAAUAGUGGAUAUGCUUUAUCCCUACACUGGAUCAGAUAUGUCAUUAUUGAUUGAUUUCACCAAAAGAUUAUGGGAUCCAUUUAUUGAACCAAUACGACAAGGUCGAUUACAAAUCACUGAAUUUGUGAAAUGUCUUAAAGAAGGUAUACAUUUAUUUACUAAUGAAGAUGUGGUUAGUACUUCAGGAGUCAUUGAAUUUAAAACUUUACAAUGGGAAAAACAAGUGACUCAUGGAGGACAUGUUCAUGAUUUACCUUUACAUUCCAAAUUUUUUUUACUUGCAUCUUAUUUGGCAUCAUAUGGGAGUUAUCGAAAUGAUCUUCAUAAAUAUUCCAAAGUAAAAGUAGUAAAAUAUAAAAAGAGACAAAGCACUAAAGCAACUUCAGUUACUAAAGGACAUAUGAGUAAAGAAAGUAUUGAUACACGUUUAUUAUCAGCUAAUUAUGUUGAUCUUGAAAGGAUUUUGGCUAUCUUAUCAGUCAUAUAUAGAAAUUAUGCCCCGUCUUUAAAUCAUUCUGAUAAAGAUGAAUUACUUUACAUGGAUGAUCGAAUCAUUGAAGAUGAAGAGAAAAAGGAAUCAGAAAGAUCUAAAUUCACUUUGACAAGAAAUAUCGAUUUGAGUAAUCAAAUUGCAACUUUAUUUUCCUUGGGGUUAUUAAGUAAGACCAAUUCAUCUGAUAUUUUAACCGCCAAAGUAAGAUGGAAAUGUAAUAUUGAUUGGAAAACAGCUGAAGGAAUAGCAAAAUCAGUGGAUUUCCCUAUUUCAGAUUUCAUGAUGGAUGAUUAA